Messenger RNA from Syngnathoides biaculeatus (alligator pipefish), 3517 nucleotides. RefSeq names its product CMP-N-acetylneuraminate-beta-galactosamide-alpha-2,3-sialyltransferase 1-like. Bases 1127 to 2122 code for a protein of 331 amino acids. Lineage: Eukaryota; Metazoa; Chordata; Actinopteri; Syngnathiformes; Syngnathidae. The record is from RefSeq and is a predicted model, not a curated record. Gene Ontology annotation, molecular function: beta-galactoside (CMP) alpha-2,3-sialyltransferase activity. The transcript has 12 exons.
UAGUACGUAUCCUAACGGGCAUUAAAACAGCAAGCAACAUAUGAUGGAAACAUUUACCUGGUUGUGAGAAGAAACUCAAGCAGUUUUACAAACGAGGUUAUUCAAGCUGACAUCGCAAAACUGAAGAGCCGUUGCAGUCUCGAAUUUCAAUUGUGAAGCGACACCUGGCAUAAUGUCGCGAAAGCAGUUGCACGGGAAAAGACCGAACCAGAUACUGAAGUUGGACCCAUGCGAAAGGAUCAAAUAGCAAUGCAAAUAAAACAGACGCCGGGCAAAAAAUCAACCCGUGACUUCACACAUGCGAAGCAAGUGCUCCACCACUAAGCGUCACCUGAGGGGAGGAGCCUCCGCUGUGGGAAAACUCCCACAGGCCUUCAAGCGCAGAUGCCAGGAACAACAUCAGACAUCUCUGUCGAGAAGAGAGCAAGACUGGGAACAGCUAAGCGCAAAAACCUUAAGCUCCCAGGCCUCAGGACCCGUGCUCGAAGGAGAUACUCCUGCCGGGAACGCGUGGACGUCGGUGGCCAACAGGAGCAACCUGCUUUGUGCGCAGCGAAAAGGGAAGAAAGGGAAGGAGGGAGCGAGGGAGCCAGUUUGCAGCGUGCUUUUCGGCUCAGUGUUCCUCUCAGCAUGCUUUCUGCUCCAUUCGCAUCUGCGAGCUGCCGCGUUGGAAUAACUGGACCACACGCGCUGGAACCCUCCCGGGCUCAAGUGUCAACAGAUCUACCUUCACACUGGCGAGCUUUCAACGCUGAACUUCUUCACUUACUUUAAUCAUGUGAACAGACUUCAAUGCACUCCGAAAGCCUCCUCGCGCACUCGGGUAGAUGAUUAAACGAACAGAUGACCCGUCAGCCGCUGACCUUGGCGAGUCGACGUGGGAGCGGAGAGAGUUUGGUGAACAUCAUUAGCCGGAGCGUAUCAACCACAGAGCGUCGCAUCCAUGGAUUUGAGCAAAGACGUUUAGGAAAAGCGAGAUGUGACAAUCGAGAGCCUGGAGAACGUGUCAGCCGAGCGAGGAACUGCACCAUUUCCAAGCAUCUUGUGCACUUUUGAAUGAACCCGAUACUAUUUUUAUCCUCGGCGCGCUCCGGGUUCUCAACCAACUGACUGCAGUCGUGACAGCAUGACGCUCCCCAAACGCAGGAAGCUGAAGACUUUGGCGCUGCUGUUGUGCGCCGCAUUUACCACCUUGCUGUUCAGCUACACCUUCCGGGAGCCCUCCAGCUACUUCUUCAAGUACGCCUUCCGCUUGGCGGCCCCCGCCAAGGGCCCGUGCGCCUGUCGGCAGUGCAUGACCGAGGCGGAGGACGACCCUUGGUUCGCGGAGCGCUUCAACCAGUCCGUCCACCCGCUCAUGACCAGGGACAACAGCGCCCUGUCCGAUGAAACUUUUAAAUGGUGGCAGUGGCUGCAGUCAGAGAAGCGGCCGGCCAACUUCAACGAGGUGGUGGAGGAGCUUUUCCGAGUCAUUCCCGACAACGUGCUGUACGCCGACGCCGGGCCGGAGCGCUGCCGGACCUGCGCCGUGGUGGGGAACUCUGGUAACCUGAAGGGGUCCCGCUACGGAGGCCUCAUCGACUCUUGUCAUUUCAUCAUAAGAAUGAACCAAGCUCCCACGGCUGGGUUUGAAGAGGACGUGGGCGCCAGGACCACGCAUCACUUGAUGUAUCCGGAAAGCGCCGUGGACCUGGACAACGCCACCAGCCUGGUGCUCAUCCCCUUCAAGACUCUGGACCUGCAGUGGAUCAUUAGCGCCUUGACCACAGGCACCAUUAAACACACUUAUGUUCCAGUUAUGCCCAGGAUUAAGGCAAACAAGGACAAGGUGUUGAUUUACAACCCAACAUUCUUCAAGUACGUGUAUGAGUCUUGGCUGGAGGGGCACGGACGCUAUCCCUCCACCGGCUUCCUCAGCUUGCUCUUCGCUAUCCACAUAUGUGACGAGGUGAGCGUGUUUGGAUUUGGCGCGGACCCGUACGGGAACUGGCACCACUACUGGGAGGAGAACCUUCUGGCCGGCGCUUUUCGAUACACGGGAGUCCACGACGGGGAUUUUGAAUAUAACGUGACGAAUCUUUUGGCGGACAAACACAAAAUCCGAAUGUUUAAAGGUAGAUGAUGCCGGCAGACGGCAGGACAUGUGUGCCGUUGGACCAACAUCAACAAAUGAACCUGUGAGAAGAAUUUUUGGUUCUAUCUUUAGCUUUCUACAAUAUUGUUAUGUUCACAAUUUCAAUCAUUGAUCUAGAAUUGGAUUUUGAUUUCCGGUGGAGUAGUGGGGGAAUUGGGCCUGUUAUUUUGUCCAAUGGCAAGUAUGGGUUUUGUUGCCAUGACAACAAGGGGGGGGUAACAAUUAAAAACCCCGAAUCUGGAAAAAUAACAUGCGAGCCUUUCCAAGACAGCAUGGAUUCUAUUUUCCCUCGUGGAGGCACCGCUUCAUCACCACGCCCAAAAUUUUUUACUUAAGUCACUUUAAAUCUUCGAGCAGUCGACGCGAAGCUGUGUGCCCAACAGAACUCAAUGCAGCUCUGCUUACCUGAAGGCUUCGGUGGAUGGUUUCACCUGUCUGCUGCCAGGCUGCAAAUGAAAUUCCAGUGCACGUGGACAUUUGACCAUCAAAACCGUCAACGCCAGUGAGUGUGUUUUAAUCAUAGCUCGCACACUGAUGAGUUUUCGGCAAAUUUCAUCAGAUUUCAGUGGUUGUUUGAUUUCAUACAAUUUGGGUUCAAACAAUAAAAAGUCAACAUUUUCACAAUAUUUCUCCUUAAAAAGAAUGUCUCACGACAGGCUGUUUGUAUAAUGUGUUGUUGUGCCACUCCAAAAAAAAAAAAAAAGGGGCAUAUAUGAUAUGAGACAUAUUGCAGCUCUUUAUUGAAGGGACUCAACAUUUUUGUGAAAUAUAAAAAUAAUCUCAAAAGAAGUGCAAUAUAAUCUGCACUGUGGUGCCUUAUCUGUAAAUCCAUUUAUUUGCAUUCGUGUGACACAGCUGAAGGAAAAGUUUCCAGUGCCUUGACUGAGUUUAGUUUGUAUUAUUGUUAUGUUAUUCCUCAAGCUCCAACCAUUGUUUUGUAAAAUAUUGACACAUUCCAGAGAGUCACGUGGACGGUCCAUUACUGAUAUGACGAGAACUUGGAAGCUUGUGAAGUUUCAAAGUGAUAACAUUCAACCCUGUCUUAAAAUCAAUAGUACCGAUGUCAGAUAAUUGUGUGAUUUUAUGUUUUGCUUCCUGUGCCUUCAAACGUUUUAUGAUAUAUUUUUUCCCCACCGCAAAGAGAGCAGACUAAUUCCAAGAAAGCAGAUUUAAAAAAAAAAAAAAAAAAUGUAUAAAUGUCAUCUGCUCCGUGUGCUGCUGCCAAACGGGACAUCAGUGCCACCAAGUGGACAGCAACUUUCACCUAUUUAUGGAUUAUUGUAUUAUUAUUAUUAUUUGAUAACGGUUUUAUUCAAUGCUAGAUUGUGCUGAUGACUGAUGUGUGAUAUAAUCUCAAAAUCAAAUAAAAUGAACUUUUUUUUU